GGAGGCGCUGGGCCCGCCCCGCCGGCAACCCCACCGACUUCCUCCGCCGCGGGCGCUGGCCGAGCCAGAGGGAAGGCAGGCACCAUGAGCACGGGAGACACCGUCUGCACGGGUUGGCUGGUCAAGUCGCCCCCUGAGAGGAAGCUGCAGCGCUACGCCUGGCGCCGGCGCUGGUUCGUGCUGCGGCGGGGCCGGCUGAGUGGCGACCGCGACGUGCUGGAGUACUACCGCAGCCAGCGUGCCAGCAAGCCUAUCCGCGCCAUCGACCUCAGCGAGUGCGCCGUCUGGAAGCAUACGGGCCCAGGCUUCGUUCGCAAGGAAUUCCAGAACCACUUCGUGUUUAUUGUCAAGACCACGUCUCGCACAUUCUAUCUGGUGGCCAAGACGGAGGAAGAGAUGCAGGUGUGGGUGCACAGCAUCAGUCAGGUCUGCAACCUCAGCCACCUGGAGGACAGCACAGAUUCCAUGGAGAGUGGCUGUCGCGCCCCCUCCUCCGCACAGCCCUCACCCUCCAGCUCCCUUCUCAGCAACCCUGCUGUCUGCUCCCUGCCAAGAGAUGACCCGAGCACUAGUACUGUAGCCACUGAGGAAACCAGAAGUGAGUCAGAGUUGCCCUUCCUUCCUGAUUAUCUGAUUCUAUCCAACUGCGAGACGGGAAGACUGCACCACACCAGUCUCCCCACCAGAUGUGAUAGUUGGUCAAACUCAGAGCGCUCACUGGAGCAGGCUUCGUUUGAUGACGUCUUUGUGGACUGCCCACAGCUGCCACCCUCUGGGAGCCUGGCCUGCCCUUCGCACCCCAGGAACGGGUCUCAGGAGGCCCCCUCCAUGAGGCCCCAGGCCACCCUGAUGUGGAUGAAAGAUGUCAAUGGCCCACCCAGGGACCACUUUUCUUUACCACUGGGGGAAACUUCCUUAAAUUCUGCCAUCCAGGUAGAUCAAAACCAAGCUUCCUUGCCCUAUGGGGUAAAAGAACUAGACGUGAUGUCUAACACACCCCCUCCUCGCCCCCCUAAGCCAAGCCAUCUCUCUGAAUGGUGGCACAAGGAGCAGUUCCUGUGCAGAGGGCCCAGUAGCCUCAAGAAGCCGGAAGGCACUGUGGUGCCUAGAAGAAUUUCCCUUUCCGGUUUAGACAACAUGAGGACCUGGAAAGCAGAUGUCGAAGGCCAAUCUUUAAGACACCGAGACAAACGGCUAAGUUUAAAUUUGCCAUGCAGGUUCUUCCCAAUGUCCCCGCCAAGUUCCACCAGCACUGAGGACGGCUAUGUGCCCAUGAGUCCCCAGACUGCCGCCUUUGCUCUCGGACCCCAUGACAGCUCUGAUGAUUACAUUCCAAUGAACUCAGGGAGCAUCUCCAGCCCCUUGCCCGAGCUCCCCGUAGACCUGGAGCCUCCCCCGGUGAAUAGAGAUCUCAAGCCUCAGAGGAAGACACGGCCACCCACCCUGGACCUGAAAAACCUCUCCACAAUCCGGGAACACACAUGUCUCACCAGGACCCACACUGCGCCUUGCAAUCGAACCAGCUUUCUAUCUCCAGAAAGAAAUGGUAUUAAUUCUGCAAGAUUUUUUGCCAAUUCUGUUUCCAGAGAAGAGGAAAAAAGCUACAUUCAAAUGGAGAAGCGCAGAGCUACCAACUCCUUGAGCAGUGGAGCUGUGACAUGGACGAGGAAAUUCAGCCUGGAUUAUUUAGCCCUGGACUUCAACUCAGCAUCACCAGCCCCUGUACAGCAGAAAAUUCUCCUAUCAGAGGAGCAAAGAGUGGACUAUGUCCAAGUGGAUGAGCAGAAGACACAAGCUCUUCAGAGCACAAAGCAGGAGUGGACGGAUGAGAGGCAGUCCAAAGUGUGACAGGGUCGGGCUGCAGGUGGGAGGCCAGGCUCACUUUGAGUUUUUCUGCUAGAAGCCCACUGAUGCUCAACACAGGUCAAGACACAGAGAGUCUUGAUGAGACCUUUUGGGAGAGAGGACAUUUGUACAUACUUACCAAGGAGGAGCAGAAGUGGUCUCCUCCCAGAGGGGCUCUCAGAGGGGCCAGCCCCUGCCCCGACCCCCACUGAUCAAAGCAUUUCUGGUCACAGCCACACGUGCCUCUGCUGAACCUCAGACCAGUGUUGUGUUGCCUCCACAGUCAUGAGAAGCAGAGAAAGAGGAUUUCACAGCCAUGGACUGGGAUGUAGAAAACUCCGUUUGGACAGGGUGGGAACAAUCAAAACGGAAGUUAGGUUAAACAUCUCCAGUGGAGCAUUUGAAGUGCACAUUAGAGCCGGUAUCACUGCCCACAAGAUGACAUCAUUUGCCUUCAACGCUUGAACUUUUGAUCUCUCUCCUGUGCUUCCACUGGAAUCAUAAAUUAUCCUAGGAGACGCGCACCUGGACACCUUGCCCCACUGGAAAACACAGUGUAAGAGACCAAGCCUAGGGAUGGUGAUAGAAUCUGUACUCCUUACUCCAAAGAAUCCGGCAGACAAGUAUUUCUGUCCCCCAAAGAAAGACAACACAAGUGACAGGGGCAUCGAGUCCUGGGCUCCACAAUGAGCAGAUCACAUGACACUGGUGGCUCUAAGAACAUUGUGCUUAAGCAGCCACCCAUGGCUGGUUGUCCCGUUGAUGUUGGCCUUUUCCCAGUGUUCUUUCACAUUCAUCAUCUCAUCUCUUCCCCUAAAAGAUCUCAGAAGUUAGGCUUGGCAGAGAUCAUUGCACCAGCUUUGAGGGAAAAGAUGCUAAGAGUUGGAAGAGGGAACACUUUGCCCAAGAUGAGUCAUGCUGAGAGAGUCAAUCAGGCUUCUACUGUCUCUCACUGCCUCAAUCAGUUAGGGUAAUUUUGGUGACCAGUGGGAAAUACAUGCAAACACGGGAUGGCUCAUCGUCCCCUCUCCUUUUCAUAGGAUUUUGAGCAGGUGCUUUUUAUAAUGGAAAGGUAUGCAUGUCAAACCAGGGUUUCUUCGUGUGGUGUUCAAACAGAACACUAGAACAUAAUCAGCAGUUACCAUCAGAGAUACCUCCUGAAAAUCAGUAUGAAGUCCGUUCUUGGUUCACGUGGUCCCCUUGCCAGUGCAUUUCCCAUGAACCACCCUGGGGAAGGCUAUCUCUGGCCAUCCUGUCCUGGACUCAAGCUUUCAAGUGGUGGCUAUGAUCUGAAAAAACCAAACCCAGCCAGCUCCAGUAUCAGGGGUCUUGCCUAACUUUCCCCUUCUGCUUUAGUGGUGACUAGGUCCUGAGAGGGCAAACAUUCCCACUGUGCAACGAGGGCACCUUGUCACCCCUUCCUUUAUGAGACACUGGGGUUCCAGGGAGAGGUCCAGAAAAAGGCUCAAUUGAGCACAGGGUUUUACUUAAUGCCAUUCCUGAUUGUUCUGAGCACCUGAAGCUGGAAGACAAAUCUGAACAACUGGGUAAUAAAUAGAGACUGGUGUCCUGCCCUGCCGCUGUGUCUUACACAUGGGGGCAGAGGAAGUAGGCAGGCAGGUCUAUGACAAUCAGCAUUAGUCAGGGCAAUUGUAGGCUUUGCUACAGGGUUUCAAACUGCUCCAAAGGUAAGUGUGAAAAUCUUGGUUUUUCAGACCAUUAAAGAAGUAAUUUAGAUGUUCAAAAUGACAGGAUCUUGUGACAUCAUUUUCUUCCCAGAGCAAGAUGGGGGAAAUUGCCAAGUUCUUUAACUAAGUUGAGUCCUUAGUGAGUCUGGAUGGAGCCACAAGAGGGCUCCUGGACCCCAUGGCCUGCUCCUCGGCCAGAGCCUGUUAAGGAGCUGCCUUCUUCGUGUGUGACUUGCAAACAGUCACAGGGCCUCAGGCAAGAAUUAAGGGGUACAGACAGCCAGUUCCCAUAGAUGGUGACUUCCUCUUAUGUGGGCCACCUGUGUUUAUAUCACUGCCUGACAAAGGCCAGUGCAGAAAAAAUUGUACGUCCAAGAGUCAAGAACCUCACCACAUUGAAGAUAGAUUGGAAAAGUAAAUGCAGCUGAAAUGAUGUCAGCAGUGAAAUGUCAUCCAAUUGACCAAAAAAUAUUUUUCUACAGAACGUUUCCAGGGACAUGUUUACUGCACUAAGCAAUAGACACUUGAGUGGUGUGACUUUUUUGGAAGUGAUUUGGGGUUUUUCAAAUAUCACUUCACCCUCAUUUUCAGAGUGUAUGCGUUUAUGUCUUGCUUUGAUAAAACUGCUAAUGGAUGCUAACAUACACAAAAACAUAAUGAUUCACGGACCCAAAAUACAGGUAGUUUUUGAGCUGACUGCAGCAUAUGCUCCUGAGAAAGACACUGUAAAUCACAAUGAUGGAUGCUAGCCAGAUCUUGUUUUCUGGCAGAGAUAAUCCACAUGUAAUAAAGAACUAUGAUUCUGAUGGGCUCUGAGGGAUUUUUUUUUAAGAGAUAAUCUCCAACACCAACUCAAGUGCACAUGGCAUGUCUAUGCACUGUGCAUAGUACACCUUUCUAGAAAAUUUAGGCAUGAACAUAAAGGGGAAAAGGCAUCAAUUAAUCCUCCAUUGUUUUCUGUAGUUCCCUUUUGCUUCAUUUCCUUCUGUCUCAUUUCAUUAGGAAAUACCUCCAGGUCAGGGGUUGUGGCAUGCCAAAAGGGGGACUAAAGGUUUUCAUGCCUGCAACUCCCUAAGACCACAAGCCCAGGAUGCUGGGAGUUAAACUUUCUGUGGGGAGGAGGAACUUGAUGCCCAGCACAGAGCCCACUCCAAGGGCAUCAUGUAAUCCGGGGGACUGACUGUCCAGGCCACUUCAUGAAGUAAACAGCAGCUGAAUUAUGGCCUUUAGGUGCCACGGGAGACUGAAGGUACCCUUCAGGCCUGGCUUUUCCCUCUCAAGACCUCAAACCAUGUUUGUAUCUGCAGUCAUGCUGAUUUUUAAAAAUUCACUGAAUUUUUACUAUUUCAUUUCUGGCAUUAAUAAAAGUUAUAAGGAAGAAUCA
Capra hircus (goat) is the source of this 4917-nucleotide messenger RNA. It is a transcript of the gene GAB3, whose product is annotated as GRB2 associated binding protein 3. The transcript has 10 exons. The record is from RefSeq and is a predicted model, not a curated record. Lineage: Eukaryota; Metazoa; Chordata; Mammalia; Artiodactyla; Bovidae. The coding region runs from base 85 to 1848 and encodes 587 amino acids.